UGGGGAAGAAGACAGCUGCUGCCCUGAUGAGGGAUUUUUCUGAGCAGGCCUCCCAAGCCAGACAUGUCAGUGUGAGAUGCUGCCUACAUUUUUCAUCGUGACCAACAGGUUGUUAAACUACAAUCAAAAGCACUUAGUAGGAAUGGAACUGUCCCUGUCAUGAGAUUUGAACUCCUGACAUCUUUAUCCACUGAAACUUGAGUGCCCAGCCAUCCUAGGUUUCCUGAAAUAACCUCUGGGGAACACUUGCAGGACACAGCAGAGAGGAGAUUUUGGAAGCAUUUCACAAGGCCUGCUGCUGUGAGCUGGUUUCAGCAUGAGGAAAAGCCCUCUAUCACCCCAAUGCACAGGAAAGAGAAGCCAGAUGACAGCAGCUCUCCUCCUUCCAUACUGAGGAAAAGGCCACCUGUGGACCAAGCUGUGGGGGAAAAGCGGAGAGCAGAGCGAAGGGUUCGAUUUCGUGAGCCAGAAGAAGUCAUUGAACAUGUAAUUUCCUGCUGUGACUACGUAGUGGCAGAUGACAGGACAUCAUCUGGAUUGCCUGUGCUCCUGUGGCUCUUGUUUUGUGCAGUGCUGAUCCUUGCUGUGAGUCUCUACUACACCAGCAUGAAGCAAGAUGUCACAGUCCUGGAGGAAUUUCAAUCCCGACUUGUCAUCUUCUUUCUUCAUAUAAGACACGUUGCUCAGAGGUGCUGGACUUGGUUUCUGAGGCAGUAGCAGUGUUCUCCAGCCUGACACUGCUAAGAAACAUCAGUGCAAAGCUCCCAGCCUACUGCAGCCACAUGCAAGGAACACAUGAUCAUCCACCUCAAAGAGCAAGGAAAUCACCCCUGCUGUGCACCAGCCAGCAAACACUUGUUCUCCUUUUUCCUUCUUUGUUCUUUUCCUUUGUUUCACAUCAAUGAACAUUCACACUAAUGCUUUGAGGACCCACCAAACUCGUGCUCCAUCCACCCUGAACACCAAACAAGUGUCUGGAUUUGGUUACCCAGAGUUUAUUAGCUGCUGAUAUGAGGAGCAAAAGCAGAGAGAGAAAUGCAUUGAUCUGUGCGGGCAGCAGAAAACUCAGAAGUCUUGUGAGUCUCAGGUCAAGGCUUUAGAUACCAAACCAUCUUUCUCCUCAAGUCUCCUCAGAAUUAUUCUGCAAAGGUUAAAAUAAAGCUGAGCUAUUGCACAGACCCUGCUCUGCUGGCCAAAGGCUUGGCAAGCUGCUAUAUUUAUACACUUGAAAUUAUUAUUAGUAAAAUCACAGCAAAUGGCUUUCUUGUUUCCUUUCACGCAUUUUUUUCAUCCAUGGGCAAAAAGCUGGUUCUUAAUGCUUCACUUGACUCUCAGGUGUAGAAAAGAACAUGGAAACUCAUUUAAACAGAAAAUAGUUUAUUUGCCUAACAUAAUAAAUAGCAGCAUUGAAACCCAGGUUAAUCAUCAAAACAGUAGUUUAAUCCUGCGAGCUUGAUUCAGUCCAUAAACCCCACAGGCUGACAUGCAAGAUUUAUGAUAGUGUUUGUAUUCAGACAGAGGUUAUGCCUGAGUAUUCAAGGCCUUAUAUCAUGAUAAUAUGGACUGCUUAUGAAGGUGUUGGAUGCAUAGUUCCUUUAUCAUUGUCCCACCAUCCCAUGCAUUUCUCUGAAAGGAAUCCUUUUAAUGGAGAUCAUGUGAAACGGUGCUCUGGCUAUCUGAGAGGAGAACAAAUGACUGCAAGUUCAUGAGCUUCAAAGAACCAGCACAAACAGCUUUUUAGAUCUUAGAUUCUGCUCAGCUAGCACCUGAUGUCUGCUUGGGGUUAUUUUGUAUGGUAAAAUUGACAUCAGAACCUGUAAGUAAAAGAAAUAGAGGAAAAAAAAGUGGGGGGGGGGGGG
This is a messenger RNA of Onychostruthus taczanowskii (white-rumped snowfinch), 1859 nucleotides long. It is a transcript of the gene CUNH14orf180, whose product is annotated as chromosome unknown C14orf180 homolog. The transcript has 6 exons. The record is from RefSeq and is a predicted model, not a curated record. The coding region runs from base 343 to 717 and encodes 124 amino acids. NCBI's taxonomy places the organism in Eukaryota, Metazoa, Chordata, Aves, Passeriformes, Passeridae.